This is a messenger RNA of Rattus norvegicus (Norway rat), 4868 nucleotides long. It is a transcript of the gene Lgr5, whose product is annotated as leucine rich repeat containing G protein coupled receptor 5. NCBI's taxonomy places the organism in Eukaryota, Metazoa, Chordata, Mammalia, Rodentia, Muridae. The record is from RefSeq and is a predicted model, not a curated record. Gene Ontology annotation, cellular component: trans-Golgi network membrane; plasma membrane; Golgi apparatus. Gene Ontology annotation, molecular function: transmembrane signaling receptor activity; protein-hormone receptor activity. Gene Ontology annotation, biological process: cell population proliferation; G protein-coupled receptor signaling pathway; positive regulation of canonical Wnt signaling pathway.
GAGAAAGGAGGAGGGAAAUGGGAAAAGAGAAAGUAAGGAGCUGGAGCAAGAGCGAGAGAGCAAGAAAGAGAGGAGAGGAGGGGGCAAGCAGCCCCUUUGAUGGUGAGUCAGGCACACCUGGCUGUUGCCAGGUAACCGUGGGGCGGAGCCUAGCUAAGUGCACACCCCCUUUCCCCUACCUCAGAAUGAAAGAGAAGGAAAGGAUGGUGAGGGAAGAGUGCUUGUUAACGUGUAAAAACUCCACUCCACUCCAGAGACUGUCAACAGUUACACAAUAGGCAGAAGAAAAUCCCACAAUUGAGCCCACAGACACGUUGGGAAAAUACUGAAGGAAUGUUGACUUCAAAACCAAUAGAGCUUCUAAGAAGGGCACACGUAGGGCUCAUGAAAUUUGGCUUGGAGGUGGGCAGUCCUUGGCAAGUACAGUUUCACUCCGUGUGUGGGAAGGAUGGGUGCCUGCAUCCUGCGAACUCGAGAUGAACUGAGAGAUUCAGACUGAGAAAAAUAAACCAGAAACCAUUCCAACAAGAGUAGAUCACCAGAGAUUAAGAGUAAGAUCACAUUUUCCUUACAUCAUAAUAGUAGGCAAGGUCUGCGCAUGCUCACGUGUUGAGUGGGAAGAUGCCGCAACCACAGAAAACCAAAGUGUUCACGGAGGGGCUAAGUUCCAACUGCUAUACUGAUUUAGGAUAGACUUGGUGGCUCAAUUCAACAAAUGUUUAUUUCUCCCAACUCUUGAGGAUAGAAAAAUCCAAAGAUCCAGGACUUGGGACCUCAGUAUGAACAACAUCAGUCAGCUACCUGCCAGUCUCCUGCAUCGCCUCCGCUUCCUAGAAGAGUUGCGUCUUGCUGGAAAUGCUUUGACACACAUUCCCAAGGGAGCAUUCGCAGGCCUUCACAGUCUCAAAGUUCUCAUGCUGCAGAAUAACCAGCUGAGACAGGUUCCGGAGGAAGCGCUACAGAACCUGAGAAGCCUUCAGUCCCUGCGCUUGGAUGCCAACCACAUCAGCUACGUGCCACCCAGCUGUUUCAGUGGUCUGCACUCCCUGAGGCACCUGUGGCUAGAUGACAACGCUCUCACAGAUGUCCCUGUCCAGGCUUUCAGAAGUUUAUCAGCCCUGCAAGCCAUGACCUUGGCCCUGAACAAAAUACACCACAUAGCAGACCAUGCCUUUGGAAACCUCUCCAGCCUCGUGGUUCUGCAUCUCCAUAAUAAUAGAAUCCACUCCCUGGGAAAGAAAUGCUUUGAUGGACUCCACAGCCUGGAGACUUUAGAUUUAAAUUAUAAUAACCUUGACGAAUUCCCCACUGCAAUCAAGACACUCUCCAACCUCAAGGAACUAGGAUUCCACAGCAACAAUAUCAGAUCAAUACCAGAGCGAGCAUUCGUAGGCAACCCUUCUCUUAUCACAAUACAUUUCUAUGACAAUCCCAUCCAGUUUGUUGGAAUCUCUGCUUUUCAACACUUGCCUGAACUAAGAACGCUGACUUUGAAUGGUGCCUCGCAAAUUACUGAAUUCCCUGACUUAACGGGGACCGCAACCCUGGAGAGCCUGACUUUAACUGGAGCAAAGAUCUCGUCUCUUCCCCAAACCGUCUGUGAUCAGUUACCUAAUCUCCAAGUGCUAGAUUUGUCUUACAACCUGCUCGAAGACUUACCCAGUUUGUCGGGCUGCCAAAAGCUUCAGAAAAUUGACCUGCGGCAUAAUGAAAUCUAUGAAAUUAAAGGUGGCACUUUUCAGCAGUUGUUCAACCUCCGAUCUCUGAACUUAGCCCGGAAUAAAAUUGCCAUUAUUCACCCCAACGCUUUCUCUACGUUGCCGUCUCUAAUAAAGCUGGACCUAUCAUCCAACCUCCUUUCGUCUUUCCCUGUGACUGGGUUACACGGUUUAACUCACUUAAAAUUAACGGGGAACCGCGCCUUGCAGAGCCUGAUACCAUCUGCAAACUUCCCGGAGCUCAAGAUUAUAGAAAUGCCAUACGCUUACCAGUGCUGUGCAUUUGGGGGGUGUGAGAAUGUCUAUAAAAUUCCUAAUCAAUGGAACAAAGAUGACAGCAGCAGUGUGGACGACCUUCGUAAGAAAGAUGCUGGCUUAUUUCAAGUUCAAGAUGAGCGGGACCUUGAAGACUUCCUACUUGACUUUGAGGAAGACCUGAAGGUUCUUCACUCCGUGCAGUGCUCACCUCCCCCAGGUCCCUUCAAGCCCUGUGAGCACCUGUUUGGUAGCUGGCUGAUCCGAAUCGGGGUGUGGACCACAGCAGUCCUGGCGCUUUCCUGCAAUGCCUUGGUGGCUUUCACAGUGUUCAGAACCCCUCUGUACAUCUCUUCCAUAAAACUGCUAAUCGGGGUAAUUGCGGUAGUGGACAUACUCAUGGGGGUCUCCAGUGCAAUUCUGGCUGUCGUGGACACGUUCACUUUUGGCAGUUUUGCUCAACACGGUGCAUGGUGGGAAGGUGGAAUUGGCUGCCAAAUUGUUGGUUUUUUGUCCAUUUUUGCUUCCGAAUCAUCGGUCUUCCUGCUCACUCUGGCGGCACUGGAACGUGGUUUUUCUGUCAAGUGCUCUUCAAAGUUUGAAAUGAAAGCUCCCCUUUCUAGCCUGAAAGCGAUCAUUUUGCUGUGUGUCCUCUUGGCCCUGACCAUUGCCACCGUCCCCUUGCUAGGAGGCAGUGAGUACAAUGCCUCUCCCCUCUGCCUGCCCUUACCCUUUGGGGAGCCCAGCACCACAGGCUACAUGGUGGCUCUCGUAUUGCUCAACUCCCUCUGUUUCCUCAUAAUGACCAUUGCCUAUACAAGGCUCUACUGCAGUUUGGAGAAGGGAGAGCUGGAGAACCUUUGGGACUGUUCUAUGGUGAAGCACACUGCUCUGUUGCUCUUCACCAACUGUAUCCUUUACUGCCCCGUGGCUUUCUUAUCCUUCUCCUCUUUGCUAAACCUCACGUUUAUCAGUCCCGAAGUAAUUAAAUUUAUACUUCUAGUGAUUGUCCCACUUCCGGCAUGCCUCAACCCCCUUCUCUACAUUGUCUUCAACCCCCAUUUUAAGGAGGAUAUGGGCAGCCUGGGAAAGCAAACCCGUUUCUGGACAAGAGCAAAACACCCAAGUCUGCUGUCCAUUAACUCGGACGAUGUUGAGAAACGGUCCUGUGACUCAACCCAAGCCUUAGUAUCCUUUACCCACGCCAGCAUAGCCUAUGACUUGCCUUCCGAUUCCGGGUCAUCACCAGCUUACCCAAUGACUGAAAGCUGUCACCUCUCUUCAGUUGCAUUUGUCCCAUGUCUCUAGUUAACAUGAGAGGGGGACGUUUUUAAGAGUUGGAAACCCCGAAAGACAAUUUAUAUCAGAGCGGUAGCUAAGAAAAGCUGAGCUGAAACUUAAAACACAAGCAAGCUUCUCUAAAUUGGUAUGGAAACGCCGAUACCUUACCGACGCCUGAGAGUGACCAUCAGUCUGAACACUGCCUGUAUCAUUUGUUCAGCUAAGAGGUAGAUCCAUCAAGUCACCUAGAGGAACCCAGAUGAGAAAAGCAGACUGAAAUGCUCUUCAGAAAACAUACUCUCUGGUUUUAACUGUAUUCUCUUCAAACUCACCAGCAGAGUCACCAGCACCGGACGGGAAGGUUCGUUGGAUGACGACUCAGUGUCAAUUUAAAUCCACAAAUUCCCUUUUUUUAAAAAGCUAGAGUUAUAAGGAAAUAUAUGGAUUUUUAAUGGGCUACAUUGCCUACAGAGUUUCAGUUUAAUGGCUACACAGAGAUGGUUGUGUGGUUUUGUUGUGGUUUUGUUGUGGUUUUGUUGUUGUUGUUGUUGUUUUUGGGGUUUUUUUGGUUUUUUUUUUUUUUUUUUUUUUUUUUUUGCCUUUUGUCUGAAAGGGUCCUUCCAAGAUACCAGUUUCUUGGAUUGAUAAUGCGAGACAUUUUUUCAUCCAUACAUAAAUUCAAGAUACUGGGUUUUAUAGUAAGCACUCAGUGCAUCCUCCCUUAAUUAAAUAAAACUGGUCACAAGCUUUCGGGAAGGAAUAUUAACUUAAUCGGUUCCUACAGCAGUUAUAUACAGAUAACAUUGGAUUUAUCCUUUAUGAUCCUGCAGCCUAAAGCUCAGAGAGUUCAUACCUACACAAGACAGAGCACAGCUGUAGGGUCUGCAUUUAUUUCUGAGUGGGAGCAGGCUUUUGGCAAGAUGGUUUUUUAUUGCCUCAAAUGGCCGUGCGUUGUAAGACGCUCAAACGCAGGGCCGGAGUCCGGAAGUCCACCGGGUCACACCACACGCCCAUCUCCAGUAGCCCUAGCAACAGUGCCUCACCACACUUUGGACUCAACAGGAACUGGGCCGAGUAAUAUUCCGUGUGUUUAGCUUGGUUUUAGCUGUGUCUUUUUUGGAUCAACCACUUGAUGUGAAGAACAUUAUUUCUCUGCUUAUUCCAUAUUAACACGGGUGUUAGAUGUUUCAAGACAAACUAUUAAAUUUGAAAAGUGAAAAGUUUAUUCUUAACUUCUGUGGUCCUACAUUAGCCUCAUUGCACCCAAACCAAAAGGCCAUCAGGUAGAUUUAUUUUUAUAUAAGCAUGUUUUAUUUUGACCAGAUGUUUUAAUGUGGAAUUUUUUAAAAAAUACAUUUAUGAGAUGUUUUAUAAGAUGUGUACAUAGAGAAUUGUAUUUAUUACUACAGGAAGGAUACAGUGACAUUAAAGAACAUGAAACCCUGUACAGUGGCAUAGUCCCCCAAACAUAUCGUUUCUCCUCCAACUUUCUUUAGAUUCAUUAAUUGUAUAUAAUAUAUGUAAAUACAUAGUGCUUGUAAAUAGAUUCAGAAUUUGCUUUUCUACUGGGCGCAAAAUAAAUUUGUAAUAAAAUGUGUGACUUGCAAAGCAAAA